Messenger RNA from Anopheles maculipalpis, 1719 nucleotides. RefSeq names its product arylsulfatase B-like. The transcript has 4 exons. The coding region runs from base 1 to 1719 and encodes 572 amino acids. Lineage: Eukaryota; Metazoa; Arthropoda; Insecta; Diptera; Culicidae. The record is from RefSeq and is a predicted model, not a curated record.
AUGAGAAGAGAAUUCCAACUGAUUGAACAAUAUCGAGGAAUGUCUUCGUCUAGUGGUCGUUAUUUUGGGGCGAUCCUUAUUGGCGUUCAUCUGGUACUGUUCUUCAAAGUGGUGCAUGCUGCAGCAAGUCCUCGGCCCAAUAUCGUUUUCAUUUUAGCUGAUGAUUUGGGCUGGAACGAUGUCGGUUUUCAUGGAUCCGCACAAAUCCCCACGCCCAAUCUGGACGCGUUGGCCUACGCGGGCAUCAUACUCAACCGGUACUACGUGAAUCCAAUCUGUACUCCGUCUCGAUCCGCCCUUAUGACGGGCAAGUAUCCGAUACACACCGGUAUGCAACAUACAGUACUUUACGCGAUGGAACCGCGAGGACUUCCGUUGGCGGAGAAACUGUUGCCACAGUACCUGAAGGAUCUUGGAUACUCCAAUCAAAUGGUUGGUAAAUGGCAUCUGGGACACUAUCAGCUUCGCUACACACCACUCCAGCGUGGCUUCGACAGUCACACCGGUUUCUGGACCGGACACCAUCAUAUGAACGAUCACACGGCAGUCGAACACGGCCACUGGGGUCUUGAUAUGCGGCGUGACUACGAUGUAGCAUACGAUCUUCACGGAAAGUAUACAACGCACGUGAUCGGCUCGGAAGCGAUCAAUAUAGUGCACGAUCACAAUACUAGCGUGCCCUUAUUUUUGUACGUAGCACAUGCAGCCGUGCAUUCGGCAAAUCCUUACGACUUUCUACCAGCUCCGGAUGCAACCGUCGAGGAACUGAACCACAUAGAAAAUUAUCGUCGGCGUAAGUUUGCUGCCAUGAUGGUGGAACUGGACCGAACGGUCGGUAGUCUCGUGGAAGCAUUGCACGCACGUGGCAUGCUGGAAAAUACGAUCAUCGUGUUUAGCAGCGAUAAUGGUGGACCGGCGGAUGGAUUCAACGAUAAUGCCGCUUCAAAUUGGCCACUGCGGGGGGUGAAGAAUACGCUGUGGGAAGGUGGCGUACGAGCGGCCGGGUUUAUUUGGAGCCCAAUGCUUCAGAAUGUGAGCCGAGUUUCGCACCAAAUGGUGCAGGUUAGUGAUUGGCUUCCGACGCUUUACGAAGCAGCAGGUGGCAAUGUCAGCUCCCUUCCAACCGACCUGGACGGUAUCAGCGUGUGGCAUGAACUGAGCAGCGGUACACCAACAAGACGCAUCGAAAUACUGCAUAACAUCGACGACAUUUGGGGCAGUUCGGCACUUACCGUGGGCAACUGGAAGCUUGUCAAGGGUUCGCACUACAAUCGCACCUGGGACGGUUGGUACGGCCCGGCAGGGAUUAGGGAUGAAAAAGCCUACUCACUGGAUGCCGUCUCGGGCAGCCCGGCGGGCCAAGUAAUGGAGGACCUGAAAAUGCUUCCUUCGCGCGAUCGCAUAACGCAACUGCGCCGUGAAGGUACGGUUUCGUGUGGUGCCGGUGCUCACAUGGCAAACGAAUGUAACCCGCUGGAAAGUGCUUGUCUGUUCGAUGUGGAAAGUGAUCCCUGCGAGUACAAUAAUUUUGCCUCCGAACAUGUGCACAUUUUGCAAAGCUUGCUGGCACGGUUGGCCGAUUACAACAGCACGGCUGUGCCGCCCGCGAACUUAGAAGAUGAUCCACGAGGUGCACCACAGCACUGGAACUACACGUGGCACAACUUUGGCGACGAACCGGAACCGGAAGUUUUGCUAAACGAAAGUCAAGAUUGGUAG